CAUCAUUGGUGUCAGUGGGGGGUUGGAAUAGUGACCCAUCAUUGGUGUCAGUGGGGGGGGGGAAUAGUGCCCCAUCAUUGGUGUCAGUGUGGGGGGAGGAAUAGUGCCCCAUCAUUGGUGUCAGUGGGGGGUUGGAAUAGUGACCCAUCAUUGAUGUCAGUGGGGGGAGGAAUAGUGCCCCAUCAUUGGUGUCAGUGGUGGGGGGGGGAAUAGUGCCCCAUCAUUGGUGUCAGUGUGGGGAGAAGGGAUAGUGCCCCAUCAUUGGUGUCAGUGGGGGGGGAAUAGUGUCCCAU
This is a messenger RNA of Staurois parvus, 293 nucleotides long. The record is from the annotation of a GenBank genome assembly. NCBI's taxonomy places the organism in Eukaryota, Metazoa, Chordata, Amphibia, Anura, Ranidae.